AGAAAACUCAUUUCGACUCCAAACUCGAAGCCCUUUUUUGUUCACGUCUCCUCAAAUUUUUUUGCCUUUUUUGAGCGCUAAUUCCCUUUUCUUUCUCAAUUGCGACUACUUUGAUCCCUCUCCGCCGCGGGGUUCGUAGAUCUCCCACUACCCGCCUCUCCUCCUCCUCGAAUUGGUGCUUUUCUAGGGUUUCGAAGCCCCAAUUUGGUUGAAUUAGGGUUCCGGCGCUGGAGAUUCGAGGUUGGGGAGUUGGUGCCCGAUUCCGCAGCUGGAGCUGGUGAAAGGUGGGGAUUUGGUGCGAGAAGGUGUCGGGAUGAGCUAGGGUUGGUGAAGGUUGGAUCUUUGGGGUUGAUUCAGUGGGGCUUUUGUGGGGCUAGGGUUUUCCGAGGUGUGCGAAUUAGGGUUAGGGCUUGGGGGAGGGGCUUGGAUGAGCUUCUAGGGUUUCGGAAAGGGUGAGAAGAUGUUCUAUUCGCAGUUUAUUCUGGCCAAGAAGGGGCCUCUGGGGACGAUAUGGAUCGCAGCUCAUUUGGAGCGGAAGCUGAGGAAGAAUCAAGUUGCAGAUACUGAUAUCGGCGUCUCCGUAGAUUCAAUUCUUUUUCCUGAAGUUCCAAUUGCACUUCGUUUAUCAAGCCACCUUCUGCUUGGUGUGGUGAGAAUAUAUUCUCGGAAGGUGAAUUAUCUCUUCCAUGACUGCAGCGAGGCUUUGCUCAAGAUAAAGCAAGCCUUUAGGUCAACUGCAGUUGAUCUUCCGCCAGAAGAAUCUACUGCGCCUUAUCAUUCUAUCACUCUGCCUGAGACAUUCCAUCUCGAUGAUUUUGAGCUACCUGAUGCUGCUUUGCAGGGUGAUUUUGUUGAUCACCAUAUUAGUACGAAAGAGCAGAUUACGCUUCAAGAUAAUUUGGAGAAGACCGGAUAUUCGACAUCACUGUUUGGGCUGGAUGAAAGAUUUGGUGAUGGAAAUGCUUCUCAAAUUGGCUUGGACCUUGAUGAGGAUUUAUUCUUGGACAAGGAUAAAUCAUCUCAGCAUCCUUCAAUUGAAUUGGGUUUCGAUGACGGCAUCUUUCAUCAAGGUCAAUCGUCUCAUCCUCCUACUGACAUGGUCAUCGACGAGAAUCUCAGAAUCACUGAAAAUAGGAGUAACUUGUCCGAGCUUACUUAUGACAAGUCUAAUUCUUCCCAUUUGGAGGAUCUUAGAAGAAAUAAUGAUGCCUCUACAUGGCAUGGAUACAAUAUACAAACCCCUGAUCUUAAUGAAGCCUUUUUCCCAAAUAAUCACGAGGAAGGCCCCCCUAUGGAGGAUAUUCGGUCCCCAGAUUUGCUUGAAUGUGCCCAUGCUCCAUCAACUCCUGGACUAAUGGAAGAAACAAUGCCAGCUAAUAUACAAGGAAGCCCUGUUUUGAGUCCACAACAAGGGAAAGCUUCUUCUCCAUCAGUUAAUGAUGAUGCCCUUAAAGCUGACAGCUUGGUCAAUUCAGCAAAUGACAAUGUUGCCAACCCCAAUGCAGUAAUAAUGGACCCUGAACAAGUUAAUAAUGCAACUGCUACUUGUAAUGAAGGCACUGAUCAUUUAAAUGAUAAUGGUGAGACUAAACAUUCCGAAAUUACUUCCGUGGAUGGACUUUCUAACUUAGAGACUUCUAUUGCUAAGUCUAUGGUGGAUGCGGAAGUGGUGAAUUCACCUUCGACUGUCCCUAAUAAUUUACCUGAAUCAGGAUCUAUGGCAGGAACAAUUGAGGAGAAAUCUCAGCCAUCAACUAAUCAGGGUCAUAUGGAAGAAGAUGGAACACUUCUUCCUGGCAAUGCUACUGAAUUUGGCUCCGGUUUGAGUCUGAAAUCUUGCACUACAGGGCAAGAUAAAGCAAGCUUUGUGGAAAACGCGGCCUUGGUUGAAAAUGCUUCUGAAUUUGGUAACAAAGAACCAGAAGAGGGUUCAUCCACAGUAAAUCCUUUACAUAUUAGUGAACUUUCUCUUGAGCCACAAGGUGAAGAUGCAUGCAUUACUAAUGCUACAGGCACUACUAUUGUUGGGGCCCUCCAGAACUCAGAACAUUUAGAACCAAGUGAUUUAUUGAGUAAUGAGAAGUCAAUUGAGCAAUCAAAUUCUGAACUUCCUGAGCCUGAAAAAAUGCUUGAAGCUCCAAGCAUUGAUGUCAACCAAACGAAUGAAUUAGGGCAAGUUACUGUUGAAAAAGGAGUCACGGAAUCUGAUGGAAGUGCUAACAGAGUCAGCAGCCUUACUGGCAAAAAACGUCGUCUAGUGGAUAGUACUCCAGCUUUGGAAAAUGAAAGCACAGGAAAAAUAGCUCGAAAACCACGAGCUGGAAAAAGCAUGGACUACAUUCCUGAUGAUGAUGAUUUAUUGGCUUCUAUUUUAGUUGGGAAAAAGACCCCGGGGUUGAGGUUAGGACCAAGCCCACCUCCCCCUAAAACAGGUCCCCAAAAACGUCCGUGGUUGACCCCAAGGACAGGCAUGCCCAAGAGGAAGGUUCUGGUGGAUGAUGCUAUGGUCUUACAUGCGGAUGCUAUACGCCAACAAUUGUUGAAUACCGAAGACAUACGCCGCAUACGGAAAAAGGCUCCUUGUACACGUCCUGAUAUAUGGAUGAUUGAGAAAAGUUGGUUGGAAGAUGAGAUAUUCCAUGAAUCCAUAUUUAGCGGUGCAUCAGCCGAGCUGAAUACCUUACAACUACGGAGAUAUGAUAUUGUAACUGUGGGGCGCUCUUCUCAAUCUGAAUUAUCAAAAGAGCCUGAGGUUUCAGACAUUGUUAGGGUGGGUGGGAAAGAACUAACUGCUCAGACUUCAAAUGAAGAUCAACCAUGUGCAGCACCUACAACAGAAAUAACUGAUCAGGAAGCUAAUGCUGGUUCUAGAACUGAUGAUGCUACAAAUCAUAGUGAAGCUUUGUUAGCUGAUAAGGCUAUUGAUAUUGGCAUGUCGGAACAGCAGUUAUCAAAUGAACUUAACCCGCCUUCUGUUGACCAGUCAGAGAUGAAUGACAAACCAUUGCAUUUGCUGGAGAACUCUUCUCCCAAGGACAUAGUAUUUACUGAGGAUGACGGUAGAGGCACAAUUAGUAAUGAAGGUGCAAGUAUGAGUGUAAUGGAUACAGUUAACUUCCCUCAAGAUGUUUGUGCUAACUUGGACAAUAAUGUCAAUGGUGAGGCAUCUCUUACUGUGGAAAGUAGCGGUUUUCCUGUUGCUGAUGUAAGCUUGCCUUCCGACUCUGCAAAUAUGAUGAGAGAUGCGAUUUCUAGUCCGAAUGUGGUCGUCGAAGGUUUAGAACCAACAUAUUCAGAAGCUGUUGAGGAAAUGAAAGAUGAAUUGGGUAACAAGUUGCACGAUGAAAUUGCAGCUGACAAAGUGUUUGAUUGCAAGGAAAACCUUGGGGGAGAAGAUGCUCUAGCGGAUACAGGACUUCCUCUUCAACCCACUAUUGAAGACGAAAAUGUAACAUCAGCAGUUGGAGAAAAUUCUGGGCUACAAGAAAACAACCUGAAGGGUGGCAUGGAUGUGGAAAGCACCGGCACCAACUUUGGACCAAAAGAGUAUAGUGAUUUUUGCAGCGGAAUUGAUGGCGUUGGUACAGAGUUCCUUAAUGUUGACGAUGAAGGAGACUACGAUGAGGAAGCAAACGAUGACUUGCCGAACCCUGAGGAGCUCCACUCAUUUGAGAACAGUGGAUGGUCUUCUCGCACAAGGGGCGUGGCAAGGUAUCUUAAAACUUUGUUCGAUGAAGAGACCGGGCGUGGGAGGAAGAGUGUGGCCAUGGACCACCUGUUAAGUGGGAAAACCCGCAAAGAAGCAUCAAGAAUGUUCUUUGAGACUUUGGUUUUGAAAACAAGAGACUACAUCCAUGUCGAACAAGAACACCCGUUCGAGCUCGUCAACAUUAAGCCGAGAAUAAACCUCAUGAAGGCUGAAUUUUAAAUUUCUAAUCACUCUAGAGAAAGCAUAGAAUGAAAAUGUGUCAGUAUUUUUAAUCAGUUCCCAAAUACAUCGUCCGCCAUAAUCGUCGCUGUAACCCCAUUUUGCUUUCCUUUUUUAAGUUAUUUUCUCUUCCUCAAUGAUGUUUCUUUUUCCUUUUUUUGUUUUUUUUAUACAAUAGGUGGAGUUAUGGUAGUGUACCUGUGUAUCCUAAUUAUGUCCUUUUGUAUAUAUAGCGUAUUUGUAAAUUUAAUCAUUUUAACAUACCUGCACCUGUUCUGUGAAAAUGCUUUUUUGGCUUUGUUAGUGUUACAAUUUUAAUCA
Ananas comosus (pineapple) is the source of this 4249-nucleotide messenger RNA. Its product is annotated as sister chromatid cohesion 1 protein 4. NCBI's taxonomy places the organism in Eukaryota, Viridiplantae, Streptophyta, Magnoliopsida, Poales, Bromeliaceae. The record is from RefSeq and is a predicted model, not a curated record. Gene Ontology annotation, cellular component: synaptonemal complex; cohesin complex. Gene Ontology annotation, molecular function: chromatin binding; protein binding. The transcript is spliced from 14 exons. The coding region runs from base 461 to 3928 and encodes 1155 amino acids. Gene Ontology annotation, biological process: replication-born double-strand break repair via sister chromatid exchange; synaptonemal complex assembly; mitotic sister chromatid cohesion.